Messenger RNA from Thamnophis elegans (Western terrestrial garter snake), 870 nucleotides. Its product is annotated as laminin subunit beta-1-like. The record is from RefSeq and is a predicted model, not a curated record. Lineage: Eukaryota; Metazoa; Chordata; Lepidosauria; Squamata; Natricidae.
AUGGACGUUUUCUUGGUUCCGCAGAAGCUGAAAGCAGAUGUGGCCCAAAAGAUCAUUGAAGUGGAGGAAAAGAUCUCUACGGUGGCAAACGAAAGCAGCGCCGUGGAGGCUGAGCUGACGGCGUUGGAGGCAGACGCCAAGAGCUUACACAACGCUGUGAAAGAACUUGGGGAACAGCUGGAGUUCAUAAAAAUCUCGGACGUCCGAGGUGCCUUGGAUAGCAUCACCAAAUAUUUCCAGAUGUCGCUGGAUGCGGAAAAAAGAGCCAACGCAUCAGUUUUGCUUCCCGGCAGCCUCAUUGAACAGUCCGCCGAAAUGCGCCUGGAAGUGGAGAGUCUGAUCAAGACGGCGGCCACCUUCCAGGCUACACAGGAAGAGCAGUCCCGUCUCUUGGACGAACUGGCGGGCAAGCUGCACCUGGAUUUGGCGGAAGUGUCGGAGAAGAUGUGUGGGACCCCUGGGUCUUCCUGUGCCGAUUCCCCCUGUGGUGGGUUGAGCUGCCAAACUGAAGAUGGGGUGAAGAAAUGGGGACCCGGGUGCGAAGGUCUGGUGACGGUGGCUCACACCGCCUGGCAGAAAGCCAUCGAUUUUGACCGAGACAUCUUGAGCGCUCUGGCGGAGGUGGAACAGCUGUCCAAAUGGUUUCGGAAGCCAAACAACGGGCCGACGAGGCCAAGCAGAACGCCGCAACAUUUUACUGAAGACCAACGCCACCAAGGAGCAAGUAGACCAGAGCAACAAGGACCUCAGAAAUCUGAUACAUCAGAUCAGAGAUUUUUUGAUGAAAUUGGAGGCACACGAAAAAGGACCUUGAUCGUCCUAAUCUUUGAAACCAUCGACCCGGGAGAGAGCCAGAAAGCUGCCUUAUAG